Molecule: messenger RNA, 5615 nt
Organism: Penicillium samsonianum
Lineage: Eukaryota; Fungi; Ascomycota; Eurotiomycetes; Eurotiales; Aspergillaceae
Gene: pld3
Product: phospholipase D
Exons: 5
Coding region: 1-5385 (1794 amino acids)
Biological process (GO): cell motility
Molecular function (GO): phosphatidylinositol binding; catalytic activity
Source: RefSeq, a predicted model, not a curated record
AUGUCGGCCUCUUCAAUUCACAAGGAUGUGGAAACUGGCUCACUGAAGGUCGACACAAAGAAACAAGAGCCCCUUUUGGCUUCAAACAAAUCAAAAUUGGCAUCCCCGUUGCCUUCUCCCACCGAAUCCAAGAAACCGAUCUCGAUCAACCAGACCCAGCCCACGGACGAUCAGGAUACAGGUGGAAUAUUGGGUGACAAGGAAAAUGCGCAUCAAUCAUCCGUGAAGCAUGGCUCACCGAGGGGCAGGUCAUCCCUGAGCACUCGACCGCCAAACCGGUCAGCCGAGGACCAGCAACCAUGGAGUCGCCAUCAACGCCAGUCGUCUAACCCCGGGAUGUCCCCUCCAUCCCGUGCUCAAAGUAGAUACAGACACCGAGGCUCCCGACCCGUCCCACUCCCGGCCGCAAUCCCGACCCCCUCUCGACCCGCCUCCCAACACGGCGAAGAUGAUGAUCAGGUCGUUGUUCGGAAAAUUGAAGUUACUCGCUACUGCACCCAAUUUUGCGUCACACUCACGAUCUCCCAGCGGCGCGAGCACGGACUUCCGCUCAGCUCCAGGCGAUAUAGCCACGCCGGGGUCGGAAAGGGGGAGUUCCGCUUUCCAGAGCCCCUGGAAGAAGAGGGCAGCGAGAUCGAUGCCGAUGCGGAAGAGAGCGGCGGCGAGCAACAUGAUCCUCGUGAAAAGAGAAAAACGCAACGGCGGCGGAAGCAACGGGAAGAAGAAGCUGGCUCCAACACCGCCCCUACAACGCCUAAAACAACGCGCAGACCAUCAUUCCACUUCUCAUCCUCCUUCGCACCUUUCGAGAACUACCGCACUAAUCUGUUCCCCCGAAGAGCAAGCACUACAGACUUCACACCUCAACAGCGCGAGGGGGUUUCAGAAGAUGAAGGCCGUGAGAGGCUCAGCCGGCGGAUGAGGAGCCGCCCAUGGGCAAAUACUCGGGUUGACAGCUAUACUGACCGCCCAGAUGCUAAUCCGGAUGAACAGCGCCCGAGCAAUUUGAGGCGAUUGACCGGGUUUGCCGGACCAUCUGGAAACGAUGAAAGUCUAACAGCGAGCUGGAGACGCCAUCGAACUGAGCGAGGCACUAGUGCCAGUGCUCAGCGAUGGAAGCAAAUCAAAGCUGGUCUGAAACUCAUUGGGCAGCGACGAAGGCCAGAUAAUACAGUGGACAAUAAAAAAUCCGCAGAGUUGCUUGCUGAACUCGCUUCGGCCGUGCCGGCUGUGCUUAUACUGGCCAGCGCGUUCCAACGAGAUGAGCACGGCAGCAGAAGAAUCCCGAUUCUUUUGGAACAAUUGAAGGUUCGUGUUACGGAUAGCAGGAUCGAUUCCCACUCCGGUGACCGUCAUCUGGUCUUCCGAAUCGAAAUGGAGUAUGGAAGUGGCAUGACUCGCAUGAAGUGGAUCAUCUUCCGUACGCUAAGGGACUUUGCCAAUCUGCAUCUCAAGUACAAGCUUCAUCUGGGAACUCAGAAGUACAUCCAGCUACGCACGAGUGAGAACAGCCCGAGUCUCCCCAGAUUCCCUAGAAGUGCCUUCCCCUACAUGCGAGGUGUGCGAGGCCUUGAAAGUGAAUUCGAGGAUGAAGAUGAAGAAGGUGGUUAUGAGACUGGUGCGGAGGGAAUGAGUGGAACAGAGAGGCCUCCGACGAAGAAAAAGCAGAACCAACAACCACACCAGCGUCGGGUCUCUGGCCCGCUUGCUCGCAGAAAGUCCAGCAUCACCAAUCAAGAAGGAGACUCAGCCGCAGGACCUUCAUCCACCCAUGAAGGUGUCUCGGGAGCCAGGAAAGAAACAUACCCUGGGAAGCAGCGAAAGAAGCUUGAGCUCUAUCUGCAAAAGAUGAUUAGGUUCCUGAUCUUUAGGGCUGACAGCAAUCGCCUGUGCAAGUUUUUGGAACUGUCCGCUCUCGGUGUUCGUCUGGCCGCAGAAGGCAGCUACCAUGGCAAAGAAGGAUUCCUGAUAAUCCAGUCCUCCAAGGGUCUUGAUUUCCGGAAGGCACUAACCCCGUCUCUGGUUAAGAAGCGCCAUUCGCCCAAGUGGUUUCUGGUCAGACACAGCUAUGUAGUCUGCGUGGACUCCCCCGAGGAGAUGAAUAUUUAUGAUGUCUUCUUGGUGGAUGCCCAUUUCAAGAUUCAGACACCAAAGCUUAGUCUUCGCAAGCAAAAUCCAAAGGAUCUUGCCAAGUCUGCAAAGCAGUCUGCGAGACACCCUCAGCACCACACUCUCCGACUUGAGAAUUCUGAACGCAAGCUCAAACUGCUGGCUCGGAAUGAGCGUCAACUCCAACAGUUUGAAGACUCGAUCCGCUUCAUGGUUUCCAAUACUCCGUGGAUGCGCCCCAACCGGUUCGACAGUUUCGCGCCUGUGCGACAAAACUGCUUUGCGCAGUGGCUGGUUGAUGCACGAGAUCACAUGUGGGUUGUCUCACGAGCAAUCAACCAGGCGAAGGAUGUCAUCUAUAUCCAUGACUGGUGGCUGAGUCCAGAGCUUUACAUGCGUCGGCCUGCUGCCAUCAGCCAGAAAUGGCGAUUGGAUCGUCUCCUGCAGCAGAAAGCUCGGGAAGGUGUCAAAGUCUUCGUGAUCAUGUAUCGCAACAUCAACUCGGCAAUUCCCAUUGACUCGGAGUAUUCCAAGUUCUCUCUCCUUGACCUUCACCCCAAUAUCUUCGUUCAGAGAUCACCAAAUCAGUUCCGCCAAAAUACUUUCUUUUGGGCCCACCACGAGAAGCUUUGUCUCAUCGACCACACUAUCGCUUUUGUUGGAGGUAUCGAUCUGUGCUUCGGGCGUUGGGAUACUCCUCAGCAUCAAUUGACCGAUGACAAGCCUACUGGCUUUGAAACUACUGAUGGUCCUAAAGACGCAGACCAUUGUCAACUGUGGCCGGGCAAGGACUACUCCAAUCCUAGAAUCCAAGAUUUCUAUGACCUGGAUAAGCCGUAUGAGGAGAUGUAUGAUCGCAAUGUUGUGCCCCGGAUGCCGUGGCAUGACAUUUCUAUGCAUGUCGUGGGCCAGCCUGCUCGGGAUCUUACUCGUCAUUUCGUCCAACGCUGGAACUACAUUCUUCGUCAGCGAAAGCCCACGCGGCCGACGCCCUUCCUCUUGCCGCCGCCCGAUUUCAAUCCCGCUGAUUUGGAAGCUUUGGGUCUUGAUGGAACUUGUGAGGUACAAAUUCUCCGUUCUAGCAGCAUGUGGUCGACAGGAACACCCGAUGUCGUCGAGCACAGCAUCAUGAAUGCCUAUGUGAAGUUGAUUGAGGAAUCCGAGCAUUUCGUCUACAUCGAGAAUCAGUUCUUCAUCAGCACCUGCGAGAUUGAGGGCCGGAAGAUCGAGAACCUCAUUGGAGAUGCCCUAGUUGAACGUAUUGUCCGAGCUGCCAAAAAUGAGGAAGCAUGGCGCGCCGUCAUUGUCAUCCCAUUGAUGCCAGGCUUCCAGAACACUGUGGACAGUGAAGGUGGAACAAGUGUUCGCCUUAUCAUGCAGUGUCAAUACCGCAGUAUCUGCCGUGGAGAGACAUCCAUUUUCGGCCGUCUUCGUGCGCUUGGAAUCGAGCCAGAGGAUUAUAUCCAGUUCUACAGUCUGCGAACUUGGGGCAAGAUUGGACCGCAAAAGGCACUGGUGACUGAGCAACUUUAUAUUCACGCCAAAUGCAUGGUCGUUGAUGAUCGCGCUGCUAUCAUUGGAUCAGCAAACAUUAACGAACGAUCUAUGUUGGGUUCGCGUGAUUCAGAGGUUGCAUCUAUCGUGCGAGACACCGAUAUGAUCAUGUCGAGCAUGAAUGGCAAGCCAUACCUUGUUGGUCGAUUCCCACAUACCUUGCGUAUGCGUCUGAUGAGAGAACAUCUCGGGAUUGAUGUCGACGAACUCAUGGAACAUGACUUUGCUACUGAAGAAGAGCUACGCAAGAUCCAGGUCGCCGAAGGGAGUGAGCAUCCAGUUGACAACCGAGAGCGAAGAAAUUCGGCGUCCUCGGCCAUUGAACGACAAGAUGAGAGGGAGAUGGUCGAACGUCGGCAUCGUGUCCAGGACGAGUUCCUUUCUCGCUCUGAGGACAUGUAUAGCUUCAACCACGAUGUCGAUUGGGAGCAGGGUGGUAACCCUAAUCUCAAAUCGAACCGCAAGCUCACUACCGACGCUCGCGUCACUGAAAAUCCCGACCACAGGAAAGACGUGGAAGGUGAUGGCCCCGAUCAUCUGACAGCCGCUGUCCGGGCCGGGUUAGCAGUUGGUCGUGAUUCGGAUAUAGAGGCCAAUGGAAGAGAAGCCCUGCUUUCACCCAUCGCUCCUGAGGGGAGGGGUACUAUUGAGCGACCGAGAUCAUCGCAGCAAAAGCCCUCUCGAACACCCUCGACCCGCAAGGACCGCGGACCUGGGUCAUCGAGUGAGACAAAUCCCAUCUCCGAGACCAAUGCGAGUACACCGUCACAAGGCCAUGGAGUUACUGGAUCAUCGAGCCGCGAGUCCGAGACUAGCGGUACCGGUUUGAACAUGCCUAGAGAAGAGAAUGAAACCCCUAAGCACCACCACCCGUCUGUUCCUGACCUCAAGCGUAUCUUCAUCGAUAACGACUGCAUGAGAGACCCGCUCAUCGAUGGCUUCUACCUGGACACAUGGCAAGCCGUCGCCGAGAAGAACACCAAAAUUUACCGAUCUGUGUUCCGCUGCAUGCCCGACAGCGAGGUGAAGAACUGGAAGGAAUACAAGGAGUAUGCCACAUAUGGCGAGCGCUUUGCAGAGGUGCAGAGCCAACAGGGCAACAAGCCAGCCCAACCUCAACAAAAACAAAGUGGCCAUCCCCCGGCCGGUGCUACGGUCAGCUCUCCUAUGUCGAUCGCUUCUCAGAUGUCUUUCAUCACCCCAAGACCCGAAGGACCACAGGCAGACCCGAAGAGCCCCCAGACAAUUGACGAGAAGGUCGGAACUGGGAACGAAGCUGGUCGUCCUCAGUCUGAGCAGCUAGCGAAGCAGGAGACGCUAUCAUCUAUCGAUGAGAAGGCCGCACUCAAGACAGUGUCGGAUCCGAGUCUGUUGGCCAAUGUUUCGAAUGGGACCAGCGAUGACAAUGGCGUCGUCGCCGGCGAGGAUACCGAGAAGUCACGAACAAGCCCGGCUCAUGUCGAUUACUCUGAAGCCGUGAACCUGAAUCUGAACUCGACGAGCCAGUCUCGGAGACGUAGACGCAGAGCUACAACCAUUGGCUCGAAGCGUGACCCCCAUGGCACAGAUGAGUAUUUGGAUAAGGGCCAUGCGGAGGACCUCCUUAACAAUACUCAAGGCCAUCUCAUCUUGUGGCCUUAUGACUGGCUCGAGAAAGAGGAGCAAGGUGGAAACUGGCUCUAUGCUUUGGAUCAGAUUUCUCCUCUGGAGAUCUACAACUAAUCUCGAAUUGUUCUGCACUUGACGGCGUCUUGCUCUUGAUUUAGUCCCUUGCUCGUAUUUGUCUACUUGGUGUCUGCGUUGGAAUUCUCGAGCGCCCCUAUAGCGAUUGAUGCAUUUUCAUUUUCUUAGACUUUCCUUGUUGAUGGCUGUUUGACUAGUCAUCCUUUGGAGUUGUGUGUGCUUCAAUGGGUUCUCUAUAUUCCCCCUACCUAAGUAGCGCUAUAAGUAAU